Molecule: messenger RNA, 1766 nt
Organism: Tigriopus californicus
Lineage: Eukaryota; Metazoa; Arthropoda; Copepoda; Harpacticoida; Harpacticidae
Product: probable serine carboxypeptidase CPVL
Exons: 6
Coding region: 147-1667 (506 amino acids)
Biological process (GO): proteolysis
Molecular function (GO): serine-type carboxypeptidase activity
Source: RefSeq, a predicted model, not a curated record
CUUAUUAAGGUUCCAGAUUCAAUCUCUUUUCGCCCACAACCUUCCAAUCCGAACUCUAAAGCAAUGUCCCGACGAUAUAUUACGGUUUUCGUCUGGCCGAAGAUCAUGAAUUCAUUUAGUCGUCAGAAGGCAUCCAUUCAGGCAAAAUGGAGUCUCAUAUCAAAAACCUGGCCUGGUUCCUUACAAUGUGUCUAAUAAGUGCCACCAAUUGUACAUACAGAGAUACGACCUCCAACACGAUCCAAAAACUACUCCACACCCUACAACCCGCUUGGGAAGUGGUCUCUGACGAGGUUCAGGCUAUUUUAUCGGCCACGCCCAAGCGGGGCUCUAGCCUCCUCGAAUUUUCACCCCAUGCAUCCCAAGGGAACUACUCGAAAUCUGAAGUAGGUGAUCCACUUUUCCUGACCCCAUUGUUGGAGGCCAAUAAAGUCAGUCAAGCCCGGAAGCAAGCCAAAGUGGGCGAAAUCUCGGCCAUCCCAUCUUACACCGGAUUCAUGACCGUGAACAAGAAUUUCAAUUCCAACAUGUUCUUCUGGUAUGUUCCCGCUGCGUUCAAUGCCGAAACUGCUCCAUUGGUUGUUUGGCUCCAAGGUGGUCCAGGAGGAUCCAGUUUGUUUGGAUUUUUCGUUGAGCAUGGACCUUUUUACGUGGACAAGGAGAUCAAUUUGAGAUUGAGACCCACUUCCUGGGCUCUGACCUAUAAUAUGUUGUACAUUGAUCAACCCGUGGGAACUGGGUUCAGCUUUACGGAGAGUGAGGAAGGUUACGCUAAGAACCAAGAGGAUGUCGCCAGGGACCUUUACGAUUUCAUGCAACAGUUCUACAAAAUGUUCCCAGAGCUUCUCCAGAAUGAGUUAUACAUCACGGGCGAGUCCUAUGCAGGCAAAUAUGUCCCCGCUAUUUCGUAUAAGAUCCAUCAGGAGAACAAGAAAGGAAACCAGCCCAAGCUGCCUUUAACCGGUUUGGCCAUUGGUGAUGGGCUAUGCGAUCCUGAGAACCAACUCGCUUAUGGGGAGUUCAUUUUCCAAAUCGGUCUGGUCGACGAAAAAGACAGAGACAUUAUGAAGGACAUCAGCAAGGUCAUCAAAGGAUACAUCAGGGCCAAGGACUGGCCAAAGGCGGCUCGAGCUUAUGACAACGUGAUCGAUUACUUUGAGAAUAAGACCCAAUUGUCUUUUUAUUAUAAUUACUUGCUGUCUGAUCAACCUGACACGUUCACCUACUAUACCCAAUGGCUGGAAAAGCCAUCGGUGAGGAAAGAUAUUCAUGUUGGAAAGCUCAAGUACUCUGAUAUCUCAAUGACCGUUCAUCAAUAUCUGUAUGAAGAUAUGCCCAAAACCAUUAAGCCGUGGUUGGAAACUCUCUUGGAUGCCAAUUAUAAGGUCAUGAUCUACAAUGGUCAAUUGGACGUGAUCAUUGCUUAUCCUGCUACUGAACACUUUAUCGCCGAUCUGAAUUGGCAAGGAAAGUCACAAUACAAAGAAGCAUCUCGAUUAGUGUGGAAAGUUGGAGGAGAUGUGGCCGGAUAUGCACGUGAAGUGGGAAAUUUCAGACAAGUUAUGGUCAGAGAUUCCGGCCACAUUUUACCCUAUGAUCAACCUAAAUGGGCAUUUGACAUGAUGCAUCGAUUUAUUCAAGGAAAAUCGUUCGGCGAUAAGGCUUAGAAACCAAAUAGUCGAACAGGAAGGUUUUGUCUCGAAUUUUCAUGAGUUGUGUUCGUUUUGCCUUCUUCAAUAAAGCCAACCUAUUUUACCGAAUCAAAA